AUGAGCAGCGACGCCGGAUCGUCACGCGCCACCUCGGCGUCGUUGGACGGCCCUCGUGUGAGCCAACGUGCAUCUAACAGCUGCGCGUUUUGUACCAAACGCAAGAUCAAAUGCAACAAGGCCAUUCCAUGUGACAACUGUAUCAGGCGCGGUCACCCCGAGACCUGUACUCGUCUACCAGCCAUCGUCCGUGGUCGCCUUGUCAAUGCGCCAAGCACCACCCAUCGCUCCCCCCUCACGGCAGACCAGAUCCGUCUCUUGCGUGAAGGCCAGCUUCAGCGCGAGAAUGUCGGUUUGCGCCGUCGCGUCGCCGAUCUCGAGACCCGCAUUCGCGAGCUCGAGAACGGCGGUGCCUCUUCAGUUGGAAAGACCACCCCGGCAUCCAUAAUGGCAGACUCGCCAAGCGAUACCCAGUCGCCCAGCAAUGCCUUUGCGCACCUCAUCGGCGCCGCGCGCAGCGCUUCGGGAAGUGGAUCGAAUGUCCCCGUGGAGCGCUCGCGCCAGGACGACCCCGACAUUCUCGAACCGUUCGUCCAUGUCAUGGCUGCGCCGACCGUGCACUCUGAGCGUCCCUCGUCGCCCCACCCGCGCACUCGCGACCUUGGUAGCCCGGCGCCCAUGUCGCCCAUGAGCGGCCUCCCAGACCUUCCCUCCCGCAAGGCCACCGACCUUGCCCAGGCUGACCUGCUCACCUUGCUCCCGACCGCGCCGCAGAGCAUGGUCAUCGUCCGCGCCAGUCUCAAGUACAUGUCCUUCCUCCACUGCGCCAGCCACGUCCCCCAUUGGCUCCAGGAGCACGACGAGUGGAUCGCGGCUGUCAGCGACGGCCGCGAUGGCGGCAAGGGCGACGCUUGGCUCAGCUACUACUUCUCCCUCCUCUCGGUCGGAAUGUACUUUUCCGGCGACCUUCUCGCGGCCGAGCUCGGUCUAUCGGUGGAGGAGACUGCCUCGCUGUCUGCGUUCUGGUUUGACGUCUGUCUCGAGGCCCUCAACAGGUCCAAGUUCAUGUCGACCAACCCCACCAUCGAGGCGCUCCAGGCCAUUGUGGUUCUCCCCAUGGUCUCCUACAACUUUGGAGCGUCGGCGUAUACCGAGUCUCUGCUUCACGUCGGUCUUCGUAUUGCCCAGCUCCUCAAGCUCCACCUUCUCGGUCCCGAGCCCGAGGACACCAACAACCUCCCGCCCGGCCUCAUCAACCGCGAGAUGGGUCGCCGUCUGUGGCUACUUUUGCGUUUGGGUGAAGGCCGACCAGACUUUGCCAACACCGGUGGUCUCCGUCUCCCGCAAGGCAUGACGGUUGAACCGUUCAAUGCCAACUUUGAGGACCUUACCGAUACCAGUGUGAUCGACCGCCCCUUCACCGAGUUCACUGUCGUCACUCACCUCAUCGCUGCCGGAAGGCGUUACCGCAUCUUCCGCCAGUUCGCCGAGGCGUUUGCGGACGCAAACUCGCUCAAGGAGCAGUACAUGAUUGCCAACGCGGCAUCCGAGGCGCUUGUGGCCAACUACAACGACUUCCCCUGCCUGCACAACAGCGACGGCGACAUGUUUGACGAGGUCAUCGACCUCCACGCUCCGCACGACCAUCGCCCGCACUCGCGCUACAUCUGGACGCUCCUCAUGUCCGCUGGUACCAUUCUCGUGUACCGCUCGUUCCUCGGCCGCGCGUACACUGACCGUCGGUUCAUCGAGGUUCGCGAAGCGUGUCUUAACGCCGCUCGUGAGAUUCUUCGCCAGCGCAAGCGUCGCGUGCCACCCUUGUUCCUCCGCUCCUGGCCCAUUGCGUCCUACACCGUCCUCGCAGGUGUCGUCCUCUCAACCGAGCUCGUCCACGGCUCGCCGUCGCCCGCGAUGCGCGCGCAGCUCAUCACCGAGAUCCAAAGCCUCAUCGACUCGCUCUGGGAAUGCGGCACAAACUCGCUCGUCGUGCAGCGUGGUGUGCCUCUCCUGAGGAGGUUUAUCGACACGCCCGCUGCCCCGCCAAAGGCUGAGCACAUUGCCAUCGACGAGACUGUCACGGCGGCGAACGCGGCGCUGCCUGCCGCGCAGGAGCUGUGGCCGUCCCUCCCUAUCGUUCCCGACGGAGCCGCCGGCGCAGACGUCUGGGCCAUGAACACCAACGAGGACGUGUGGUCCAAUGCGCUCGUGGCUCUCGAGAACGACGACGCUAGUGGAUGGUGGACUACUCUGAUCUAG
Messenger RNA from Apiotrichum porosum, 2196 nucleotides. RefSeq lists its product as uncharacterized. Gene Ontology annotation, biological process: regulation of DNA-templated transcription. The transcript has 2 exons. The coding region runs from base 1 to 2196 and encodes 731 amino acids. Lineage: Eukaryota; Fungi; Basidiomycota; Tremellomycetes; Trichosporonales; Trichosporonaceae. The record is from RefSeq and is a predicted model, not a curated record. Gene Ontology annotation, molecular function: zinc ion binding; DNA-binding transcription factor activity, RNA polymerase II-specific.